Phlebotomus papatasi is the source of this 2778-nucleotide messenger RNA. RefSeq names its product probable serine/threonine-protein kinase mps1. The record is from RefSeq and is a predicted model, not a curated record. Lineage: Eukaryota; Metazoa; Arthropoda; Insecta; Diptera; Psychodidae. The transcript is spliced from 6 exons. The coding region runs from base 513 to 1865 and encodes 450 amino acids.
GUGAUGUUAGCAAGUGAGCGCCAGUUGCGAGAGAUAAACCAACAUAUAUAGCAUAUAACUACUGGCAUUAUUCAGCUUUACUUUGCCACUUGGUCCCAGUCACACAUCAAUUCAUCCAACUUUCAGUUGCGAUUUGCUCCUCAACGGUGAAGCAUCAUUCUCCGGAUCCAUCGUGCCAAUCUUUUCAGUUUUUUAUUUGCCGGAAAGUGAAUCAAUUUUGUCUCUUUGAGUUUCUUUCUUGGUGCAUGUGAAAUAUUUUUUUUUAAGUGUCUUGAGACAGUGAUUAAAAAAUUCUCUUUAUCGAGUUUUCUGCUGAGGGAUUUCUUUUUAACCCAGUGAAAUAUAAAUGGUGUUAAAUCAGUGAAUUUUGCAGAGAUUGCGCAUAAAUGGAAAAAAAUGAACGUGAUGGCUGAAAGACUGAUGCUGUAAAAUAAUACAAAUCAUUUUGAAAAUAGACCCACAGACAGCACUUCACUAUCACAAAAAGCACUUUAGUAAUUUGGAGAAAUAAAAUGGAAGUUUCAAGAAGUUUCCUUAUCAUCACACUCGUCGCAAUACUGAUCAGUUGUGGUUCAGUGAAUGGACGUCGAACCAAACGAAUGUAUGCCAUGUGCCCGCCAAAAUUUGUACGACUUGGCAAUGAGUGCUACUACUUUGCCACCGAGAAGGCCAGCUGGCUAGAUGCUCACUUUGAGUGCAAAGACCGCAAUAGUAAACUUGCAGAACCAUUCAAAUUUGAAGAUUACCGUCUGCGGAAGUAUCUGCAGCGCUUGGAAACAGAGAGGACACCCAAAUGGAUUGGUGGCAUUUACAAUUGGGAGCGCAAGACAUGGCAAUGGGGCUACAAUGGACGACUCAUGAAGUACCAGGCAUUCAGUCAAAUGAAACCAGGGAGCACCGAAGACAUGAAAUUUCACUGUUCCAUGAUGAAUCCCACCUUGAAAUUCAAGUGGUCAGCAAAACCAUGUGUUGAGCAGUACAAUUUCAUUUGUCAACACCGGAUGCCCUUUGUGAGUGAACGAAAUCGCCGACGGGUAUAUGCAAAAUGGAACGAAACAUUCCCCAAUGAAUUGGCCAAUGAGAUUGAGGUGAUUGUAACAUCAAAUCCUAACAAUCAAUCAUCAAACAUCCACCACAGAUCGGUCAAUCGCCGUGGACACCAUAUCAACAAUAUACCAAAUGAUGAUAACCUCAAUCCAGAGGCUAUAUCUAGGCGGAAUCAGCGUCUCAAUCGUCGUGGGAGAAUGGACCAUCAGAGAAUACACCGUAGACGACCACCAAUUGUUGAUAUUGGACGUCCUAUUGUCUCCUAUGCUCCAGAUCCUGUGGUAGAAGUACGGCUAGAUAGUCGACGACAACAAGCCCGGCACAGGCAGAGGUACCCUAGGCCCUCAGUUUCUAGGCAUCACCAGCGACAUCCUACACCAACUCUGCCAACAUCAACCUCAGUGUAUGACUACCGGAUAGAAACUCAACCAAGGACUACACCUUCUACCACGACGACCACAACAACCACAACAACAACGACACCUAGCACAACGACAACAGAAUGGUCUAAUAGAAUCUACGAACAACCUGUCGAACAUCACCAUAGGGAUCAUCAUCAUCAUAAUCAUCACCGAGAAAGGGAGAAACAGGACAACGAAGUCUACGAACCUACUACAACACCAACGACAACAACGCCAACAACAACAACAACAACUGAGGCCACAACACAUGCGCGAAAAAUGUCCGAAUUGGAAAAGAAACGACGCCGUGAUGAACUACGUCAACGUCUGAGUCGCUUAUCGCCAGAAAAGCAACGUCAGUACCUCUUGAUGCGUCAGAAGAAACUCGAGGAGAGGAUGAGGAAUGAAACAGCAUAAUCCUCUAUCAAUGACACUACCUUUUAAAAAUCCUUUUACUAUGGCAUUCUCUUAUGGAAGCUUACAAGAAGAACAUUUUCAAAUCAAUCACUCUUUCCCCAAGUGAAAGAGUUUGGUAGUUGUGCCAUCUUAUUAUGGUCUACAAAUGAUUAGUUUUCGCAAGAAAAUUUUCAACGUUAAAUGGUGUAAACAACAUUUUAGGUUAGUUGUUGAAAUAUUGAAUAAUGCCCUCUGUUAUUUGUACUUUGCAUACGUGACUGAAGCGCCGCCAAGCGGAAAUACACAAAAGAUAGGAAACGCCAUCUAGCGUCAAAAUUUUCUUACAUGAAAAUUAACUAUGCGUAGGAUAUUAGCUUGUACAUUUUUUUUUAAUAAUUUAAUGUCAACAUUAAAGUUUCUUUUUGCCUGUGCGAAAUUGUUUUUUAUUUUUCAUUUUAUUGAUCAUAACUCGAUCAAGAUAAUUAUAUAGCUGCUCAUUGGAGGUAUUAAUUUAAGUGAAAACAGAUAAUAAACUUUAGCUUUUUUUAUACUUUUUGAAGAAAUGAAGAGUAAUUUUUUUUUGUCAAAUAUUUAUGUAUAUUUGUUGCUAGGAGUUAUUCCUCUGUUGUGAAUAUUAUUCCUAUAUUCAAAUUAAUAAUUUUUUUUUAAUAAAGUUAUAUAAUAUCUCUAUUUAGAAUAUAAGAUGCUUAGUGAACAGAAUAAUUUCACGGAAAGAAAAUUAUAAUAAUAGACAGUCAUUAAGGGCAAAAUAUGCAAAAUGAAAAAAAAAUAUACCAACGCAGUAUACAGUUACUCAUAUAAUUAUAAAUUCAGUGUAGAAUUUUGAAUUUAAAUAAUUGUGAAAUAUUGUAAGAACGACGCAUUUAUUUCAUUAAUAAAGUGUCGUAGGAACACACCGCAUUCAAAUGAAAAA